Rattus rattus (black rat) is the source of this 1880-nucleotide messenger RNA. RefSeq names its product chromosome 9 C16orf91 homolog (gene C9H16orf91). The record is from RefSeq and is a predicted model, not a curated record. Lineage: Eukaryota; Metazoa; Chordata; Mammalia; Rodentia; Muridae. The coding region runs from base 1 to 570 and encodes 189 amino acids. The transcript is spliced from 2 exons.
AUGGAGCCCCCAGAGCACUCAGCUGCCCUCAAGGAGCCCCCAGCGUCUUCAGAUGCCACCAGCUAUGGCGGCUUCUGCUGCUACUGUGUGUCCUGUGCUCACGGGCUGUGGGGUGAGAGCCGUGAGGUGCUGGUGGGUCAGGGCGGGAGGCGACCGUGGCUGCGGGACGCUUACUGCUGUCUCUCUUCCAGAGCGGUCAGGGCUCUGCGGCUCGCGGGCUGGACUUCCCGAAGCUUGCAUCCGCCGCCCCGUGACCGGUCUCCAGUUCAGUCUGCAGACAGGGAAGAGGAGGAGGAAGACCCCAACCUCCCAAUUCAAUUUUCCGGCAGCAAAGCCACCCCAGUCCGCUGGACGGUGGAGCAUUCCCUGGGGAAGCAGCAGCAGCGGCCCUGGUGGAAAGUGCUGCCGUUCACCCUUCCCCUUGUGGUUCUGAUCAUAUGGUGCUACCGGAGGGAGGAGAGCAGCACGGACCAGUGGUUGAGACAGAUUUUGGAAGAGGAGGACGAGAAAGAGCCGGAAGGUCCUCUGGAGGAGCUUGAAGCUCCGGCCAUCUACGGGGCUAGAACGUAACAGUGUUCGUGCUGAGGAAGGGAGUAGGCAGCCAUCCUUCUGUUUUGUCGUCAAAUUUGACGAUUUCUGAACUGGUUCUGCGCAUGUCUUCGUUGCUUAAAGGACUUGGAUGGCGCUCUUGUCGCUGACACAACACAGCGCAAAAUUGAAGGCUCGAAAUCUGAUCUUUGCUCGACACCAAUGCCCAGUGAUUACGUCCAAAGAACUUUUGAGGUUCAUAGAAAAGGUUUCGGGUGCACCGUGUGCUGUUGAAUUUGUGAUGUGUUUGUACAGCCUAAUUAUGUUUCCCGAGCAGUUCUGGGGGAGAUGUUACCUGCGGUUUAUUCGCUUUCUGAGACAGGCUAACUGCAUAAGUGUACAGAGCUAUGGUGUGUGCAACAUCAGUUGUAGCUACUUUAAAAACUAACAAAUGGAAAGUACAUUUGGUAAAGUCUAAAGAACUCAAUUUUCUCCCCUUUCAUCAAGUGGGUUUUGUUUUGUUUUGAGACACAGUCUCCCUAGAUAGCUCUGGCUGGCCUGGAACUGGUUAUGUAGACCAGCCUUGCCUCAGACUUAAACAUCAGCCUACUUCUGCCGCCACAUUUUUUUUCUUCUGCUGCUCGUAAUUCCCACUUGAGAACCUAGAAACUUGCCAGAAGUGGUAGUGCAUGCCCAUAGUCUCAUCACUUAAGAGACUGAGGUAGGGGGAUCCUAAGUUUGAGGUCUGCCUGGGUUACAUAGGGAGACCCUGUCCCAAAAAAAACAAAACAAAAAUCAUUUUUCACCGACAUAGUGGGUUAUUUGUUUCUGUCUUUUGACAGUGUUGGGGGCUGAACCCAGGAACCUGUCGUGCUAGCCUACCUAUGAGCUCUAUUUUCAGCUCACAUAGAAUCGUUCUUGAAAAAAAGAAGUCAGAUUCCUCUGUGCCACCAGGCUGAUAACUUGUGUGCAGUAGUGUCUGCAGUUGAGCAGAAGAAGUGAGCACACUUACUGCAUGUGUACAUUGUUGGUUUCUUUUUCCUUUUUCUUUCUUUUUUUCUUUUUUAAGACAGGAUUUCUUUACAUAGCCCCAGCCAUCCUGGAAUUCUGGCUGUAAACCCAGCUGGCCUUGAACUCAGCAAGUAUGUAUAGUGCCAUACUUGUUGCUCCUAUCUCUCAAAUAGACUGUCACUUGUAUUUUCCCCAUUGUUCUCAGCCUGGUGAAUUCUCUGGGUGAGUGCCCAGUAAACAUCAGGUAGGGAGAUGACCUGUAAAUAUAAGCCAGCUGCAUGUUCAAGACGGUAGAUAAACUGUUGGGCAGAAAGAAAUGAUUAAAUAAAACAUGUUCUUUU